AUUGACAUGAAUUAAAUACUUAUUCACACAAUUAUUUCGUAGUGGCAUAUCUUUAUGAUGCUUUAUGUAUAAUAUGCCUGUGCGCACGUGUUUCCAUUUGUUCUACAAAACGUACAUAUUCCGCAUCCAGGGGAAAUUUGUGCAAUCUCAGCACAUGUACAUCACAUGCAGGUGAUGGCAAAGCGGCACGCUAAACGAGAUAACGAUACAUUAUGCAAGUUUGCGUCACAUGGGUUUAUUGCAUCAGAGCGCGGCUGCUCGUCGUAUUCUAUACGCCGAUGAAGAGAAACUCAGCUUCGACUUUUCAUAGGAAUGUUUUAUGAGGGGUAGCUGUAAGGGAGGAAUACAGACACUUGAACUAAUUUCGAUUGCUCAAAUAUAUUCGACUCGGAUAGAUAAAGAUCCAACUGAUGGUCCGUAAUGCACAUUAAAUAAUUUCUAUUCGCUUGCAUCAAGUACAAUUUCGGAAAGAGGUAUGAAGCGCGUAAUCUACUCGCGAGUACCUCUUUCUCCAACGGGGCAUUUUUUCCCUGGCACCAUCGAUCCCAUGCAGCAUCCCGUGACACACUUUGCAUCAAAUGUUGCUGUAAAUCUUACCGAUUGCAGCAAACUACGCUCUAGAAACGCGGAUGAGUUUCAGGAUAUAUAAAGAACGGGGCAAGUUCCUAUGUUUGUCAUUCUCUUAAGUCUAUCUUGCGCUGAAAGGAUAGCGACGAGAGCAGGGAAUCUCCCUUUUGAUGGGACAAAGCAACGGAAGUAUUCUUUUCUAUUGUUGGAAGGCAUCGGAAUCAUCAAUAUGUUUAAGAUUGGUAUAACGAUGUUUAUCACGAUGCUGGCCACGGCACGUACGGAAUUGCCAGUCAAUUCUUAUCUACCUGCGAAAAGGGAAAUGUCCAGUGCGAGUAGGGGUCAAGACGACUUGUCCACCCGAUACGGUGCGCCGAAUUUUGAUAGCGCAUCAAAUUUCAACAGGCAGAGUGAUAAUAACGCGGCUGGUCCGUCGAGGCUUUACGGUGUACCCAUUGGAAAAAACGCCGAUGAAACCGGCCAGUUCGGAGAUGGACAACCCUUUAGCUCUUACGAUACUUUCAGCGGUGGCUCCAACGGUAUUGACGGAUCAUCGGGCUACACGAGUUCUGCCACGAAGGAAAACAGCCUCGGUAGAUUUAACAGCAAUAACAACGGAGAGAAACUGUCAAGUUACGGUGUUCCUGGAACACCGAAUGGAAACAAUAAAGGGGGUUUUGGUGAAGAAGAUAACAACAAAAGGCCUCCAAGUAGUUACGGAGUACCUGAGAGAAAUGGAAAUACCAAUUACAAUGGCAAAAAUCAAUUUAACGAUGGAAAUAAUGGAAGAGAACCGUUGACCAGCUACGGGCUCCCAAAUAGAGUCAACACGAACGGUAUAAACGCAUUCGGUAAUAUCAAUGGAGAAUUGUCAAGCAGUUAUGGUCCGCCUAAUAGCGAUGGAAAUGGAGAAAAUUUCAGAAACAAUAAUACUAACGGCUACUUAUCCGCAAGUUCGAAUGGAAAUGCAGAGAAUUUUAAGAACGGAGGAAAUGACGGCGAAAGUUAUAACGAUAACGCACAAAAAGAAAAUAAUGAACCAACGAAGUACGAAUUUUCGUACUCGGUGAAGGACGAACGAUCCGGCAGUAAUUAUGGUCACAUGGAGACUCGGGAAGGUGAUCGUAUUCAGGGCGAAUUUAACGUUUUACUUCCAGAUGGGAGGAAACAAAUUGUCGAGUACGAGGCCGAUCAGGAUGGAUUUAAGCCGCAAAUUAGAUACGAGGGCGAAGUGAACACCGCUGGAGGAUACGGUUCUGACGCGCCGUUUAACAACGAUGUUUAUUCUUCUAGUAGACGAAAUAACGAAGCCAGCGGUAGCUCCGCUAAUAAUUCAAGAUUCAAUACGGAUAGUGACAAUGGCGGUUAUCCAAACGCUGACUUUGGUGGGAGAAAGACUGACAGAUUUAGCGGUGGAAGCAGAGACGAAGGCAACGGUUAUCAAUCAGGAAAACCAGGGAAACAAUUCUUUGGCCGAAAUAAGGAUGGCAGCUUAAGCGGCGAUAUCGGCGAACAUUUUUCCAAUGCUCCUAACAACAAUAUCGACGGCAAUAGUUAUGCGGAUAUUGGAGGUUGGUCAAAAAGUCUUUUCGUAUUUUGAGGCGCUCUACUUUGCGCGCCUGCAUUCAAAGCAAACCAUGAAAGGGAGGGGUGAUUGUUUUAAAUUCACCUAACCUCGCUGUACAAACUGUUGCAGACGUAGAGCGCCUGUGAGCUAUUGUGAGGUUAUAAACAAAUCGCAAAAUGGAGCUUUCAAAACAGCAAAUUAGGCCAAUUUUGUUGUAUGAGUUUAAAAGGGGCACGAAUGCGUCUCAAACCCAUCGAAAUUUAUGUGAAGUUUUUGGACAAGAUGUGAUUACCGUUAGGUCAUGCCAAUUUUGGUUUGAAAAAUUUCGAAAUGGUGAUUUUAACCUGGAGGAUGAGCCCAGGUCCGGAAGGCCUUCGGUCAUCGACAAAGCGCGCUUGCGAAGCAGAGUCAAAGAAAGCCCGGAUAUUACCACUCGCGAGCUCGAGGCGGAAUUCGGAGUAUCUCACGGAACCAUCAUCAACAGCCUCCACCAACUUGGCUUUGCGUCAAAAUUGAACAAGUGGGUACCGCAUGCAUUGAGCGAGAGGAAUAAGCUUGAUCGCAUCUCCAAGUGCGUUACACUACUCAACGGACAUCGCAACGAACCUUUUCUUGAUCGAUUAAUUACGUGCGACGAAAAAUGGAUCUUUUAUGAUAAUGUGAUACGAAAACGAAGUUGGUGCGAGUCCGGAAGUUCAGCUCAGAGGACUCCAAAGCGGAAUAUCCACGGGCAGAAGAUCAUGUUAAGUGUGUGGUGGGGUGGGAUGUGCGCGGAAUUGUCUACUGUGAGCUCCUACCAAGAAAUCAAACUAUCAAUACGGCGGACCUCUACUGUCAGCAAUUGGAAAGAGUUCAGACAAAACUCAAGGAACUCCGACCCCAACUUGUCAAUCGUAAAGGUAUCCUCUUCCACCAGGACAACGCUCGUCCUCAUGUGAGUGCCCUCACGUUGAGAAAAAUCGGAGAGCUUAAUUGGGAACUUCUCGAGCACCCACCAUACUUUCCUGACCUCGCGCCAUCCGACUAUCAUCUUUUUAGAUCCCUGCAAAAUUUUCUUAACGGAAAAAAAUCGCUUCGGCAGACAAAGUCCAAAGAGAGUUGGAUCUUUUCUUUAAUUCCAAGACUAGUGCCUUUUUCAAGGACGGAAUUUUCAAGCUUGUAGAUCGAUGGGAGGAGGUCAUUGGACGAGGCGGAGACUAUAUUGAUGAUUACAAUAAAAGUGCGUUUUGUGAAAAACAA
Ooceraea biroi (clonal raider ant) is the source of this 3373-nucleotide messenger RNA. RefSeq names its product pro-resilin. The record is from RefSeq and is a predicted model, not a curated record. NCBI's taxonomy places the organism in Eukaryota, Metazoa, Arthropoda, Insecta, Hymenoptera, Formicidae. Gene Ontology annotation, cellular component: extracellular matrix.